GUGCACGCGCAUUACCUCUGGGUAACCAGUUGGAGGUUGAUUAAACUAACUCUUCUCAGGUGUUUUGGAACCGACAUACUCAUGGUAUGCCUGUUUGGGGUAAAUCAACCCAGAGGUUAUGAUUUAGCAAAUGGUUAUGCUGCCAUCUCAAAGGAGGGCUUUGUUCCUAGAUCCUCUGGGAGAAAGUUCAGAAAAAGUGAGACAAUGCCAGGAUGUAACGAGGGCUUUUAUGCGACAAAAGGGAUGGAAUUUUUCAAGGUGGUCCUGCGAUACACUGCCUCACCCAAAACAGCAAGAUGGCACAUCAUGUGGCAUCUUUGCUUUGAAAUUUGCUGAAUUUGUACUUAGAGAGGAGCCAAUUGUUUUAAUUAACACAAAAGAAGGAGUGGAAGACUUGAGAAAGGAAAUAGCUGUCACUCUUCUCCAAAACAGUGAUGACCUGAGCCAGCUGUGCCAUGUCUGUGGGGAGAUAAGUGGUGAUAAUAACUGGAUUGCCUGUGACUGCUGCAAUCGGUGGUACCACCAAUCAUGUAUCCAGGCGACAUCACAAGUGCACUUUUUGUGUUAUGCCUGUCAAAAGUAGAAUUAAAGGAGUAACACUUUUU
Silurus meridionalis is the source of this 605-nucleotide messenger RNA. Its product is annotated as lysine-specific demethylase 5B-B-like. The transcript has 6 exons. Gene Ontology annotation, molecular function: cysteine-type peptidase activity. The coding region runs from base 131 to 583 and encodes 150 amino acids. The record is from RefSeq and is a predicted model, not a curated record. Gene Ontology annotation, biological process: proteolysis. Lineage: Eukaryota; Metazoa; Chordata; Actinopteri; Siluriformes; Siluridae.